This is a messenger RNA of Mastomys coucha (southern multimammate mouse), 2904 nucleotides long. RefSeq names its product TLE family member 2, transcriptional corepressor (gene Tle2). The transcript is spliced from 22 exons. Lineage: Eukaryota; Metazoa; Chordata; Mammalia; Rodentia; Muridae. Gene Ontology annotation, biological process: negative regulation of canonical Wnt signaling pathway; regulation of DNA-templated transcription. Bases 461 to 2761 code for a protein of 766 amino acids. Gene Ontology annotation, molecular function: protein binding; transcription corepressor activity. Gene Ontology annotation, cellular component: transcription regulator complex; nucleus. The record is from RefSeq and is a predicted model, not a curated record.
UCGAUCUACUCCCCCCUUUCCACCUCUCCCUUCUCUUCUCUUCUCUAGCUUUAUUUCUCAUCUCCUGACCCCUGCUUUCUUCUCUUCUCCUCCUACUAAAACAAACUCUCCUUCCAGCUCCCAGUCCGUCCAGGGCUGCGGGGCCUGCUGGGUGGCACUGUAUGGCCUCUCCCUGCUGCUAAUGCAGGAACAGAGGAAGAGGUGGCGGGUGACCUGUAUUCGGCCUUAGAUACAGGUAAAACCGAAGGAGAGAGGAGAUACAAGUCCCAGCAAGUACAACAGAGGUGACUGCUGCCCAGCAUGGACCAGGUGCAUCCCCAGAACUAAAAAAGGAAGCUCCUCCCCCAAAGUUUACAAACCCUCAGAUCCAGCGCCAUCUCUGCACCCCAGCUUCCCUUUGCCACAUCCUCAAGCCUCCAAGAAGCUGGGGGGUCCCUUCUCUCACCCAUCCAUCAGCAAGAUGUACCCCCAGGGAAGGCACCCGACCCCACUGCAGUCUGGCCAGCCUUUCAAGUUCUCAGUCCUGGAAAUCUGUGACCGGAUCAAAGAGGAAUUUCAGUUUCUCCAAGCUCAAUACCACAGCCUCAAGCUAGAGUGUGAGAAGCUGGCCAGCGAGAAGACAGAAAUGCAAAGGCAUUAUGUGAUGGCUGCACCCCAUCAGUGUCCUCAGGGUGGCAACAGCUGUCCACACUGGCCAAGACUGUCUCCUUUGCAGUACUACGAGAUGUCCUACGGACUCAACAUUGAAAUGCAUAAACAGGCUGAGAUUGUGAAGCGCCUCAGUGCGAUCUGUGCCCAGAUGGUCCCGUUCCUUACUCAGGAGCAUCAGCAGCAGGUGCUUCAGGCUGUGGACCGAGCCAAGCAGGUGACCGUGGGGGAACUGAACAGUCUUCUGGGGCAGCAGAAUCAGCUCCAGCCGCUGUCCCAGGCACCCCCUGUGCCUCUCACCCCGCGCCCAGCCGGCCUGGUGGGUGCUGGGGCCACUGGGCUGCUGGCCCUAUCUGGGGCGCUGGCUGCGCAGGCCCAACUGGUGGCUGCCGUAAAGGAAGACCGUGUGGGUGUGGACACCGAGGGGUCCAGAGUGGACAGAGCUGCCAGCAGGAGUUCUUCCCCCUCGCCCCCUGAAAGUCUGGUGGAGGAGGAGCAUUCCAGUAGCCGAGGUGGCAAUGGGAAACCGCAGAGAGCUGAAGACAAGGAUCUCUCGGGGCCUUAUGACAGUGAGGAAGACAAGAGUGACUAUAACCUGGUGGUGGAUGAGGACCAACCUUCAGAGCCCCCCAGCCCUGUGACCACCCCCGGUGGGAAGGCGCCCAUCUGCAUCCCUGCCCGCAGGGACCUCACAGACAGUCCAGCCUCCUUGGCCUCCAGUUUGGGCUCACCGCUCCCCAGAAGCAAAGACGCAGCUCUGAAUGAUCUUCCCACAGGCACUCCUGCCUCCAGGUCAUGUGGUCCCUCUCCACCCCAGGAUUCGUCCACCCCUGGGCCCAGCUCAGCCAGUCACCUCUGCCAGCUGGCGGCUCAGCCAGCACCACCCACAGAGAGCAUCGCCAUGAGGAGUCCCCUCACCCUGUCUAGCCCUUUCACCUCGUCCUUCAGCCUGGGCUCCCACAGCACCCUCAACGGGGACCUCUCCAUGCCUGGCUCCUAUGUCAGCCUCCACCUGUCCCCCCAGGUCAGCAGCUCUGUCGUGUAUGGACGCUCACCUCUGAUGGCAUUUGAGUCGCACCCCCAUCUCCGAGGUUCGUCUAUCUCCUUGCCUGGCAUCCCUGGGGCUAAGCCGGCUUACUCCUUCCACGUGUCUGCGGAUGGCCAGAUGCAGCCGGUGCCCUUCCCAUCGGAUGCGCUGGUAGGCACGGGCAUUCCUCGCCACGCGAGGCAGCUGCACACGCUGGCCCAUGGUGAGGUGGUGUGUGCCGUCACCAUCAGCAGCUCCACACAGCACGUGUACACAGGCGGCAAAGGCUGCGUGAAGGUGUGGGACGUGGGCCAGCCUGGCAGCAAGACACCUGUGGCACAGCUGGAUUGCCUGAACCGGGACAACUACAUCCGCUCCUGCAAGCUGCUGCCUGACGGGCAGAGCCUGAUUGUAGGUGGCGAGGCCAGUACCUUGUCCAUUUGGGACCUGGCAGCACCCACACCACGCAUCAAAGCAGAACUGACUUCAUCUGCCCCUGCCUGCUACGCGCUGGCCGUCAGCCCGGACGCCAAGGUCUGCUUCUCCUGCUGCAGCGAUGGCAACAUCGUGGUCUGGGACCUGCAGAACCAGGCCAUGGUCAGACAGUUCCAGGGCCACACGGACGGGGCCAGCUGCAUCGACAUAUCAGACUACGGGACCCGGCUGUGGACUGGGGGCCUGGACAACACUGUGCGCUGCUGGGACCUGCGCGAGGGCCGCCAGCUUCAACAGCAUGACUUCAGUUCCCAGAUUUUCUCGUUGGGCCAUUGUCCUAAUCAAGACUGGCUAGCCGUAGGGAUGGAGAGCAGCCACGUGGAGGUCCUGCAUGUGCGCAAGCCUGAGAAGUACCAGCUCCGCCUGCAUGAGAGCUGCGUGCUGUCACUCAAGUUCGCUUCCUGUGGACGCUGGUUUGUGAGCACCGGCAAGGACAACCUGCUCAAUGCCUGGAGGACACCCUAUGGGGCCAGCAUUUUCCAGUCCAAAGAGUCUUCUUCCGUAUUGAGCUGCGACAUCUCCAGGAAUAAUAAGUACAUCGUGACAGGCUCAGGGGACAAGAAGGCCACUGUGUAUGAGGUGGUGUACUGAGCCAUCUGCUGCCUUUUCAGGUCACCUGCCCUGGAUGGCUGGCCACUCGGGACAUGGGUCCCUCUGCUCACACCUGGCUUGCUCCCUUCCUGGCUGGGUGGGGCUGGGGGCACUGGGGAAAUAUAACAUAUUUAUCAACUUGC